AUGAGGCCAAGUUUCCACCUAUUAGGCCUAGAUGAUGAGAAUGAGGUGGCUUCAAAGAUGGAGACUAGCUCCAUACGUCAGCUUUGGCAUCAAAAUGGGAGGUGCCCCAAGGACACCAUCCCUAUUAGGAGGACCAAGAAGGAUGAUGUGAUGAGAGCCAGCUCUGUCGAAAGAUACGGAAAGAAGAGAGUGUGGGCUACAAUCGAGCAGUUCGAGGUGCAGCAACACCUGAUUCGAUUGGAUAAACCUGUCAAAAGCAUCAAGCCCGAUGGGGAUAUCAUAGACUGUGUCCAUAUCUCUCAUCAGCCAGCCUUCGAUCAUCCUUCGCUCAAAAAACCAUACUAUCCAGGUUUCCACCCAUUAGGCUUAUAUGAUGAGAAGAGGGUGGCAUCAAAGAUGGAAACUAGCUCCAUACCUCAACUUUGGCAUCAAAAUGGGAGGUGCCCAGAGGACACCAUCCCUAUUAGGAGGACUAAGAAGGGCGAUGUGCCGAGGGCUAGCUUUAUCGAAAGAUUUGGAAAGAACAUGCGUAGGACAAUCCAAAUGCCAACUUCUAUAGAAUCCAACAGGAAUAAUAAUAGGCAUGAGCAUGCAAUUGUUUAUGUAAGGGGAGUUUUUGGUUCUUUCUGGGUGACGGUUAUAAAUCAGAGUAGCUGCCUACAACCUACAAUGCUCUGGGUUGUUCAAGUCAACAAGGAGGGGUAUGCAUUGGGAGCCAACAUUUACCCCAUUCUAGCUGUGGUGGACGCCAAUAUGAAAUACACUUUGUCUCUCUGGAAGCAGGAUCCAAAAUCGGGGAAUUGGUGGCUGCAGUAUGGGAAUCAAUCUCCAUUGGGCUACUGGCCUUCUUCCUUGUUCCGUUAUCUGUCGGACGGUGCCUCAGAGAUACGACGGGGAGGGGAGGUUGUGAACUUAAAUUCAAAUGGUCAGCAAACCUCCACAGAGAUGGGUAGCAGCCAUUUCCCAGUAGAAAGUCUUGGCAAGGCGAGCUACUCCUAGAACAUUCAAAUAGUUGAUAAGUCCAACCAUCUUCAAGCUCCUCACGGGAUUGCCCCUUCCACUACGCAAUCCAGCUGCUUUAAUGUGCACAUUGACAACAAUGGUAGAAAUCCCAGUUGUCCAUUGAAAAAUACAAUCAUGAAUAUAUAAUUGCGAACAAUGAAUGCACAACGAGAAUAAACAAUCAAUGGUUACUCUGUCA
Messenger RNA from Phoenix dactylifera (date palm), 1201 nucleotides. The record is from RefSeq and is a predicted model, not a curated record. NCBI's taxonomy places the organism in Eukaryota, Viridiplantae, Streptophyta, Magnoliopsida, Arecales, Arecaceae.